Molecule: messenger RNA, 1086 nt
Organism: Apiotrichum porosum
Lineage: Eukaryota; Fungi; Basidiomycota; Tremellomycetes; Trichosporonales; Trichosporonaceae
Gene: HIS1
Product: ATP phosphoribosyltransferase (ATP-PRTase) (ATP-PRT)
Exons: 4
Coding region: 1-1086 (361 amino acids)
Biological process (GO): L-histidine biosynthetic process
Cellular component (GO): cytoplasm
Molecular function (GO): ATP phosphoribosyltransferase activity; magnesium ion binding
Source: RefSeq, a predicted model, not a curated record
AUGUCCGGCGCUGCUACCCCCGCUGGUGUCCCCGCUCCUGCCGUGGACCCCCUCGCGAGCUCCACCAUCUCCCUCCCUCCCCAGGCCGCGAGCGGCAACGACCGUGCGCUCAAGUCGAGCUUUGGCGCCGAGUCGUCCAUGUCCCUCCUUGUCGAGAGCCUCCAGGACCGCUUGUUGUUCGCCGUCCCCAAGAAGGGCCGUCUGUAUGAGAAGGCUAUCCAGCUCCUUGCCGGUGCCGACAUCAAGUACAACCGCGCCCACCGCCUCGACGUCGCCCUCGUCCAGAACUACCCUAUUGCUCUUGUCUUCCUCCCUGCCGCGGACAUUCCCCGCUUUGUCGCCCUCGGUUCCGUCUCGCUCGGUAUCACCGGCCAGGACGUGAUCGCCGAGUCGACGCACGCCAGCCAGAUCCAGGAGCUCCUCCCCCUCGGCUUUGGCAAGUGCAAGCUCCAGGUCCAGGUGCCCGUCACCGGCCCCGUCCAGACUGUCGAGCAGCUUUCGGGCAAGCGCGUGGCCACCUCGUUUGAGGUCCUCGCUGGCGAGCUGUUCAAGGACGUCGACGCCAAGGUCGGCGGUGGCAAGGCCACUUCGGUCGAGUACGUUGGUGGCUCGGUCGAGGCUGCCUGUGCUCUUGGCAUGGCCGAUGGUAUUGGUGAGUUGAGAGCAAUGUGUGGGAUCGACCUCGUCGAGUCUGGUGACACCAUGCGCGCCGCUGGCCUCCACGCCAUCCACACUCUCAUGUCCUCCGAGGCCGUCCUGAUCGCCCCCGCGACCCCGCACGCCUCGCUCACUCCCAACCUUGAGCCCCUCGUCGGUCUCCUCAAGUCGCGCAUUGCCGGUGUCCUCGCCGCCAAGAAGUACGUCUAUGUCUCGUACAACGUUCAGCGCGCAAAUCUCGCCAAUGCCCUCAAGAUCACCCCCGGUCGUCGCGCCCCCACCGUCUCGCCUCUCGACGAGGAGGGAUGGGUUGCCGUGUCGUCGAUGGUUGAGCGCAGCAAGCUUGCCCUGACGAUGGACGACCUCGAGAGGAUUGGCGCCGAGGACAUUCUUGUCAUGGCGCUGGACAACUGCCGUGUGGGCGUUUAA